This is a messenger RNA of Gorilla gorilla gorilla (western lowland gorilla), 5846 nucleotides long. RefSeq names its product MAX dimerization protein 1 (gene MXD1). Lineage: Eukaryota; Metazoa; Chordata; Mammalia; Primates; Hominidae. The transcript has 6 exons. Bases 516 to 1175 code for a protein of 219 amino acids. Gene Ontology annotation, molecular function: RNA polymerase II cis-regulatory region sequence-specific DNA binding; protein dimerization activity; DNA-binding transcription factor activity, RNA polymerase II-specific. Gene Ontology annotation, biological process: negative regulation of transcription by RNA polymerase II. The record is from RefSeq and is a predicted model, not a curated record.
GGGAGAUGGUGAGUCGGGGAUAAACACUCCGCGGCGGUGGCGGCUGCUGCUCUGCUCCGGGUUCUGUCACUGUGUCGGCGGUGCCCAGCUCACUGGCCCCCUCCCUCUCUUGUCGAGCGUGGUUGCCAGAGAGGCUCCCUCAGCCCUGCUCCGCGGGGUCCACAGCGGGCUCCACAGCGGUCCCCACAGCGGUCCGGCGGCGGCAGCGAGCCCGUGGGCAGUGGGGGUUGGUCCCGUGGCUCCGGCCCCCGGUGCAGAAUGGCGGCGGCGGUUCGGAUGAACAUCCAGAUGCUGCUGGAGGCGGCCGACUAUCUGGAGCGGCGGGAGAGAGGUGCACGGGGACGGGGAGGGGUCCACUCGAAACGAGGCCGGGGGUCCUGUGGGGCCGGCCUCAGGUCCGGGCGCCCAGCCGCUCCGGGGGUGGUUGGAGGCGGGGAGACCGCGAGCGCUCCCAACCCCUCCGGCUCUCCCCACGCGCGGUCCGAAGGGAAGCCGCCGCUGCCCCAAAGCAAUGAAUGGGGUGGAGAAGGGGCUGCCGCCCGCCGGGGUCCCGAACGCCGCCCCUUCCCCAGCCCUUCACGAAAGCUGAACAUGGUUAUGCCUCCAUGUUACCAUACAAUAACAAGGACAGAGAUGCCUUAAAACGGAGGAACAAAUCCAAAAAGAAUAACAGCAGUAGCAGAUCAACUCACAAUGAAAUGGAGAAGAAUAGACGGGCUCAUCUUCGCUUGUGCCUGGAGAAGUUGAAGGGGCUGGUGCCACUUGGACCCGAAUCAAGUCGACACACUACGUUGAGUUUAUUAACAAAAGCCAAAUUGCACAUAAAGAAACUUGAAGAUUGUGACAGAAAAGCCGUUCACCAAAUAGACCAGCUUCAGCGAGAGCAGCGACACCUGAAGAGGCAGCUGGAGAAGCUGGGCAUUGAGAGGAUCCGGAUGGACAGCAUCGGCUCCACCGUCUCCUCGGAGCGCUCUGACUCCGACAGGGAAGAAAUUGACGUUGACGUGGAGAGCACGGACUAUCUCACAGGUGAUCUGGACUGGAGCAGCAGCAGUGUGAGCGACUCUGACGAGCGGGGCAGCAUGCAGAGCCUCGGCAGUGAUGAGGGCUAUUCCAGCACCAGCAUCAAGAGAAUAAAGCUGCAGGACAGUCACAAGGCGUGUCUUGGUCUCUAAGAGAGUGGGCACUGCGGCUGUCUCCUUGAAGGUUCUCCCUGUUGGUUCUGAUUAGGUAACGUAUUGGACCUGCCCACAACUCCCUUGCACGUAAACUUCAGUGUCCCACCUUGACCAAAAUCAGCUUUGUAACUGUUUUCAAGGAAGUGCUUAGGAUUGUGGGUUUCUGAUUGCAUCCACUAGCUUCUCUUUUUCUCGCCAUAAAAAUUUGUCUCUGAGAGACUAUACAUUCCAAUCAAUUUGAAGCAUCCAAGAAUUCUUAGACCGAAUAAGCAAUGUCCACAUCUCAGCAAUCCCCCUCUUUGCUCUCCUCGUGUCCUCUCCCAGACCUUUCUUCCAGUUUUCUGGCUUACUAUGUUACUUGCCCAGGAGGAAUGUCCAAGUGUGUCUUGUACUUAGGAAACUGAAGGAAACAAACUUUUGAAAUUGAGAUCCUGAUCUCAGAACUCCAAAGUAAGCUUUGAAAGCAGCAUUUAAGAGCACUUAACCGUGGACCUCACCACCAGUGAGGAAGUCAGGAAUACCUCUAGAAAACACGCCCUUCACACCGCACAUGCUCAUUCCCCCGACGCGCCGCGUGUGGAUGGGAGCAGUAUUUCUCACUUUAAAAUGGACACCUUGAUAGUGUGUCUUUGGGGUUGCACAGCUCAUCAAAGUUCCAAAUUGUUUGUUCUCACAAACAAAACGGUACAAUCUUUUUUUGUGCGAUGUUCUUGGGACCUCGCUGUGUUCUGCUCUCUCGAGGCACAUUCUCCCCUCCAACUUUGUUAAUGCUACUUGUCUCUGGAACAUUUUUUUUUCCUACCUCAGAGAUAAAUGAGAUCUCCAUUUCCCACUUAACACAGUGAUUAUCCUUUUUUUCCCCCCCAAAAUAGUGACAUUUGGUCCAAUUAUAAUCUAUUUUCCUAUUGAACUUUCAGCAAUAACUGAGCUGUGGCACUAGCAGAGCUAGUAGCCAUUAUCAGUGAAAGAAAAAGUCCACAUUUCUACUCUCUGUUGCAGGUGAACAGGAGAGGAUGGUACACCGUUACUAGAACUCCUCUCCUUAUUGAUUAUUUUUGGACACACCCAGAAACUUCUUUAUGGAGGCUUUUGGGUUGAUAGUUUAAAAGGCUGAUUUUUCUUUUUGGUUAUGAUUUCUCCCUUAAGUGGUCUCCGACUUUGUAGCAUUUUUAUUUAAGCUAAAACAGAGCACAUGUAUAUGUACAUAAGACACAUUAAAUCUAUAAAUACUAUUUAUUCAUUUUAUAUAAACUAAUGUAAUGGAAAAUAAAUUCUUAUGACUUUGUGCUUUUAUAGAUGUUCUAGAAACUUUGUAUGUAGGUAUCUACAAAAUUAGUUCAUUCCCCUGAAUAUUUUUGCAUUCAUAUUUUUGAGGUCUUGAUGUUUUCAGCCUCUGGCGAAUCUUUUUCAUUGAAUUUGAACCAUUUGUAAAAUCUGUGAUGCUGAAGCAGAGUGUGUCACAAAGUGAUGAGAACAUUCCUAAAAUCCAUGGACGCACUGCGACCUAAGGGCUCAACGGCUGACUCGGCAGCGGGCAGCCACCCCACGCUCCCCUGCGGUCACUCGCACACCACAGCCUGAAGCUCCCCCAGCGCCUGCACCUCGCACACAGCUAAGGUCAAAGUUCAAACGCACUCCACACGGAAGCUCAUUCUAUACCCGAAGAGCAGUCUCAGAAAGCAAGAUUACUUUUGUGUUUUUUAAAAAAUGAUUCUUUAAUGUAUUUUUCUAAACAUUCUGAUUGGAAGUAGUGGAUUCCUAAAUGAUUCCAAAGUCAUCUGUAAUUCUUCUGUUUUUGUUUUGUUCUGUUUUUUCUUCAUUUUGGCUUUGGGUGGGGGGAGGGGCAGGUGACACAAAGGAUUUUUUUUUUUUUUUUAAUUUUUGGAAUCUUUUCCAAUAACCAGCUAAAGAUUUGCACUGAAAUACAACUUGUAUGCCUUUUGCAUUUUUAAAGCCUGCUUCCUGGAUUUAAGCAGAGUGAUAGUGUUCAAAGAGCCAGUUCAGCCUGUAACAUAUUUGAAAAAGAUAUGUCUGCACUUUGAGGUCCCUUUUGAAUGCCAUUCACUAGACCUCUCAAGCAUUUUGUUUCAUUGCUACAUCCAAGCGCCUCACAAGUCCACAAUGCGGGACAGCAUCAGAAGCUCAAGACUUUGGAAAAAGCUUGUGGGCUUGCACUGGGGGAGGGAAGGGAACAAAAUUUGUGUACUUCUUUGUUUAAUUUAGAAAUAAGGCAUCCAAGAGAUGCCAUUAUUUUCUGUGUUUCAAUUGUUGUGCCUUUGAGUUAAACUGCAUUUUUGUCUUUUGGUUGAAAUCUGAAAUGUACUGUCCCAAUAUAAAACAGUAAUUAUUUGACCUUUGCACUGUUUGUCUGGUCCUUUUCAGUUUGAUUGCAUAUAAAUGUGGAACUUGAUAGAUCUCUAUAUUUUUAAUGCACUUGUGAUAAACUGGCAGCAGGGUUAGACAUUACUUUCAAAGCUCGAGGUAGACCGAGUCAGCAUGCUAGACAGGCUUCUCUCUCUAACCAAAACUGUAAUCUUCAGGACCAGCAAACUCAGCCCAAGGCAGCUAAUCCCCCCAACCCCAUCCUCCGCGCCACCUGCGGCUGAUCGGCAGCCCUGAUUCGCCAAUUUGUCCUCUCUCAUUCACUGAUCCACCAGCCUGACUGCUAAGAGCUAUAGUCUUUUUAGUUGUUUUGUCUUUUUAAGCAAGAUGAAAACCUUUCUAUUAGGGAUUUGGGGUUGGGAGGGGAUGGGCAGAGAUAUAAACCCCAGCCUUUAAGACUUUGACAAUUGUACGUAAAUACAGAUGUGUAUAAAUAUAGGCACAUGCAUAUUUUUAUGUGAAAGUUGAUUUUAAAAAAACUAAAAAAAUCUAAACUGCACUCUUAUUGAUACCAUCAUAACGCAAGUGGGAAAAAUAAGAGUACACAGUCUAAUUUAAUUUCAUGCAGUGAGAAAAUAUAUAUGUGUGCUUCUGUAACAUCCUGAAAACAUAGCUUUCCAUCCCCUGUUGGCUUUGAAUGGUGGGCCGAGCACCCAGGUCGUCUGUAUUUUGGUUUUCUUUUGCUAAGCAGAGAUCUUGAAUUCUUCAAGGUGCUGAUAGCAACUGCUGGCUCCUUUCUGUAGUCACACACCUAAUGCUAGUUUAGUGAUUCAAAAUGCAUCACAUUUUUAGGCAGGACCUAGAUUUUCCCUGUCAACCUAAGAUGAAAAUAAUUUCAGUGUUGAUUCAGAACUGAACAUUAAGUAGGCCCUCGUCCUGCAGUUGGCCACUUGAGUGUUUUGUUUUGUUUUGUUUUUAAUUUUUAAGGUGGGCAUUUUCCUUUAACCUCUACUUUUUCAAAAGCAACAAAGGGGCCUCAACCUGAGUUUCCUAUGGGCCUCUCUUCUGCAUCCCCAAAGUGGCCAAGAGCAAAUCCUGGGGGGUAAGAAAAAAGAAAAAAGUGUAAACUAGGUAGGAUUGUGAUGCUCAAAAUAACCAUCUAGCAAUAUCUGGGAGCUUGAGAAUAGAUUUUGUGGGCUUAUUUCUUCUUGCCUCUUCCCCAUCCUUUCAAGAGAGAACUUAUUUUUGAAAAGUAUCUAUAUAUAUACACACACACACAUACACACAUAUUAUUAUUUAGGUUUUUAUACCAUACUGUAUUGGCGAGAAUACCACUAUCAUUGUCCUUUACAGUCUAUUUCUUCCCCCAAGUCUUGGUCUUUUUUUAUUUUCUAUUUUUUCAUGAACCACACAGGAGACUUUAAAAUCCUGGUCUUUUCUGUUUCUUCUUUGUUUCCCCAAGUUUGUCUGUCCCCCUUUGCCUUCCCUGAGUGUUGAACAUCAGGUAGUAAAAGGCUAAACGCAAUUUCCUGCAUGUCAAUCUAUUCUUUUUCUAUGUUUGACUCUGAUGCAGUGUGUUUAGCGUGUCUAGUAGCUGGCUACUCCUAUUUAAAAACUCUUCCUGGUAGAAGACAACCCAAAGACCCUUUUCGAUGAGGUGGUUUUCUCAUUCUACAUCCUCUGAUCUCUAUAGACUGUAGGGUGCUUUGCUUUCAAAGAUAACUGGGUUAGAGGGUGGGUGUGCAGUAGGUGAUUUAUCAUGGUUUUUUUCAUUAUCAAUAUUACAUGGAUGAUUUUCUCAGAUUCUUCUGAAAGAAGAAAUUGACAGGCACUGCUAGAUUCAGCUAUUGAAUGGCUGAAGAGAUUGAGUAUUUGACCUUCUCUCAAAAUCAUAAAGUGAGAAUUCUUAAGGCACCCAAUGUUAAGAUUUAUCCAGAUUUUUACAUUUUGAUUUCUUCUCUCUGGGGGGUGGCAAGUUGAGGGAGCAUUCUUCAUUUUAGCUUUUACCUGACAACCAAACUUGCCUUUACCCCAUCCCUAGAAUUGGUGCUCUUGGAAUAUUGCUGUUACCAUCCUUUUUCGGGGGCCAUCUUCCUAAUGCUACACACAGCCUGACAGGGGAGCAGCAGAUGAAAGGGUAUGCUAUUCUGUUUCCAGAUGUUUCUUUAUGUAAAUAUGACGCCAAUGUAAAUCCUGUGUCAAGAUCAUAGAGAAUGGUGCUUUUUACUACAGUUAGCACAUGCAUUUUUAGAAACUACUACAUGUUUUAGAGAAUCUUUGCUGUGUAUAUGUAAACUGUAUUGUUCAACUGUUAACAAAUAAUAAAUUAUUUCAUUAUUAAAGAAA